Messenger RNA from Equus quagga, 1786 nucleotides. It is a transcript of the gene CWC15, whose product is annotated as CWC15 spliceosome associated protein homolog. Lineage: Eukaryota; Metazoa; Chordata; Mammalia; Perissodactyla; Equidae. Gene Ontology annotation, molecular function: RNA binding. Gene Ontology annotation, cellular component: catalytic step 2 spliceosome. Bases 328 to 1023 code for a protein of 231 amino acids. Gene Ontology annotation, biological process: mRNA cis splicing, via spliceosome. The transcript is spliced from 7 exons. The record is from RefSeq and is a predicted model, not a curated record.
GGUGUCUGUAUGAUUUGCGGAGGCUGCUGCUUGGGACCUCGGCCAACGUGAGCGGCAGGAGGAUCGCGGAUUGUCUCUUUAUCUGACUGGGGCAGGAAGGGGCGGUCGGAGUCGCAGUCGGCGGUGGAGAGGCCCCGGAGCGGUGGACGGGUGGCGGACCCCAGCGGCUCUCGGGCGCUUCCAGCAUCCCGGGCCGGGCGCGGAGAGGGCAGCGUGAAGGCCGCUCUGCAGACGGCGUUCAGCAGGGUGGGGGCCCCACCACCCGCCGCGGAGCCGGGCGUGGGGAAAGAGUCCGAGAGUUCCUGGUGACACCCCGAAGUGUAAAAGAUGACAACAGCAGCUAGGCCAACUUUUGAACCUGCGCGAGGUGGGAGAGGAAAAGGAGAAGGUGAUUUGAGCCAACUCUCAAAGCAGUAUUCAAGCCGAGACCUACCUUCUCAUACAAAGAUAAAAUACAGACAGACCACUCAGGAUGCCCCUGAGGAGGUUAGGAACCGUGACUUUAGGAGAGAGUUGGAAGAGAGAGAGAGAGCUGCUGCAAGAGAAAAAAAUAGAGAUCGCCCAAACCGAGAACAUACAACCUCCUCUUCAGUAUCAAAGAAGCCUCGGUUAGACCAGAUUCCCGCUGCCAACCUCGAUGCGGACGAUCCUCUAACAGAUGAGGAAGAUGAAGAUGAAGAUUUUGAAGAGGAGAGUGAUGAUGAUGAUACUGCAGCUCUUCUUGCAGAACUGGAAAAAAUUAAAAAAGAAAGAGCCGAAGAGCAGGCCAGAAAGGAACAAGAACAAAAAGCUGAAGAAGAGAGGAUUCGUAUGGAAAACAUUCUGAGUGGAAACCCUCUCCUUAACCUCACUGGCCCAUCCCAGCCUCAGGCCAACUUCAAAGUUAAAAGAAGGUGGGAUGAUGAUGUUGUUUUCAAGAACUGCGCAAAAGGUGUAGAUGAUCAGAAGAAAGACAAAAGAUUUGUAAAUGAUACGCUGCGAUCUGAAUUUCACAAAAAGUUCAUGGAGAAAUAUAUUAAAUAGUACAGUUUUAUGUGCUUAAUGAAAGACUGUAAAAUGUAAACGAUCAUUCUGACUUUAUUUCAGUUAGUUUUUUUUUUCUCUUUCCCCUUACCUUAAUUGUGUAUAGGCUUCCCUAAUUUUAAGUUCCAAAAUAUCUUUUCCUUUAUUGAUACCUUAUUUGAUAAGGACUUGGGAAUUGGUAUAACCCAGCUUCCAUUCUCUGAAUGUUUCCAGUAAUAUGUUUUCUUUUCAAUAUGGGAAAGGGAAUCUGCUUGUAAUAAAUAUUUUUAAUAAUCUAAAUAACGUAUCUAUGUCCCCAACUUUCUUGUUGAAAUGUAUGCAGCUUAUAAAACAUGGCAUAUUUUCUUUUGUAUAUUGUAUUUCUUUGUGCACUAAUUUUUUCCCCUCAUUUCUCUACAUUCAUCUAAGUUCAGUUAAUUCAUGAUAUCUAAUCUGUGUUUUUUAAGAGUGUGAGGAAAGAUUAAAGGGAUUCUGUUUUGGACCACAUGUUGGUAUGGAGGAGUGUCAUCAAUCAGGAAGCACCUAAGAGUGUCAGAGGAGCGUGGGGUAGCUCUCCCUUCUGCAGGCACUGCUUCCCUUCUCUUGGCGCAAGACAAGGGCUCCUUCAGCAUGUCUAGAAGCAUGAGGCACUCACUGUGUUCUGGAUAUUCAGCUGCCAUCUGUCUGUUGAAUGAAAUAGUUUGAACACUGACACACAUUAGUUGCAAAGCCUAGGAAAGUUUAGCAUCAAACAGCACAUGAAAUAAAACCUUUGCAAAUAGGA